Molecule: messenger RNA, 1564 nt
Organism: Austrofundulus limnaeus
Lineage: Eukaryota; Metazoa; Chordata; Actinopteri; Cyprinodontiformes; Rivulidae
Gene: ggcta
Product: gamma-glutamylcyclotransferase a
Exons: 4
Coding region: 345-875 (176 amino acids)
Molecular function (GO): gamma-glutamylcyclotransferase activity
Source: RefSeq, a predicted model, not a curated record
GGACACAUUUGACUCUUCAUUAUUGAGUUUCACUGUUUUUUUUUCUUUAUCCAGUAUAAAGUUUAAUAAUGUGUUUUUGCACAAAACUACCUUUAGUUUGUCCAUUUGAAAAGCAAAAAUGUUAAGUGCAAUAUGGAGCAAAACACAGUAAAAAAGCAGGACUAGGUAACCUGUAUAGAGGUAUUAAGAUACAGUAAAGUGUUUGUCCGAAAAGGUGACGUACUUCAGUCCUCCAGCCGCCAGGGGCGCUGUAAGGAGGAGCRUGAAAUGGAAAACCUGUCAAAGGUUUGAAGGUAGUUGGUUAUCUCUAUCAUACUGUAUAUUUUAAUUAUCUAACUCUUAAAAUGAGUAGCUCUGGUCGCUUCAUGUAUUUUGCAUUUGGGAGUAACUUGUUAAAGGAGAGAUUACAGCUGGCGAAUCCAUCGGCUACGUUCUUCUCUACCGGUCGAUUAAAGGACUAUAGACUGAACUUUGGCUUGUGUGGCAAAAACGUGGUAACUGCAUGGCACGGUGGAGUGGCCACCAUUGAAUUCUGUCCUGGCUCAGAGGUGUGGGGGGUAAUCUGGAGUUUGAGCUUUGAUGACUUCUACAGCUUAGACGAGCAGGAAGGUGUGAGCAGAGGAAAAUACUCUCCACUGGAGGUCUCUGUGGAAAUGGAUAAAGGCACUAUUAUCUGCAGGACUUAUCAGAUGAACAAUUUCCUCACCUGUCUGACCUCUCCUCAAUACAAACAGGUGAUGUGCAUGGGCGCAGAGCAGAACGGGCUCCCAAAGGAGUACCUGAGGAAGCUGGAGGCCCUUCAAACCAACAACUACAGUGGGCCGACGGUCCUUGAUCAAAUCAAGACGGCCAUGAAGCAGAGAGUGAAGAGUUGAUGACAUCAGAUAUUAACAAUUAUGGACUGGUCGUUUUAAGAAAACGAAAUGAAGUGGCCCACGUUGACCAGGUAGGCUGGGUCCUUCGAAGGACGCAGCCCCURAAUUUAGGCACAAUCCUUAAGCAUUAGUAUCAAUGCUUAACUGAAGAUAUUUUAUUGCACACACAACUGGAACUGAAAACCUGGAGUUUCCCUGCUUAUGUAAAUAUACUGAGUUUAUGAUGGCACUUAUGAGAUGUUUGGCUGGGUCCAAAAUAAUAAAAAAUUACAUAUUUAUGUCAGACAAGAAAUUUCCUCUUUACACUGAAAGCUAUGAAAUAUAUUUUAUUGUACUGCCUUGGUUAUGUAGCAUUCUAGUUACCCAGGAAAUAAAUGUGCUUGGAUUGAUAUGGAAAAUAAAAAAUAUAAACUUUUAAUGAAAAAUAAAGAUGAAAAUGAUUAUGAGGAAACUACUAUUUGUUUACAGCACAGUGGCCUUGAACAGAGUGAUGUUUUAUUUAUUUUUAUUUACCUAAACCCACAUACUUUCAGGAAUUAUAGAAAAUACUAGUACAAAAAAGGGGUGACGAACACAGGAUACCUAAAAACAAGUCAUGAUGCAUCUCUAUAGGUAUUUCCACAAGCCUAUGCAAAUACGUAGACUUCACAAUGGCACAAAUUGUAACUCGUUAUUUAAAAAAAAAAAAA